Linum tenue is the source of this 1646-nucleotide messenger RNA. The record is from the annotation of a GenBank genome assembly. NCBI's taxonomy places the organism in Eukaryota, Viridiplantae, Streptophyta, Magnoliopsida, Malpighiales, Linaceae.
UAAUCCCAAUAAAACAAUCUCAGUCCCAAUCAUUUACUUGCUCAGUUGCUCAUACGUCAAUGGAGGAAUAACAAAACACAACUUACAAGUUACAAAUCUCCUUUUCUUUUUCCCCCUUUCGCUUAUUUUAUUUUAUCUCUUCCCCCUGCCGUACAUCUGCCCCAAAACCUUCUCUUCCCCUCUCGAUCCAUUGAGACACCGAGAAACCGCAGAUGUCUCAGACUCUCAACUCUCCCCCUUCCCUUCUUAUCUCUGCUUCUGCUCAAAGGUAUGGAUUGUGCUGAUAUUUGGGGACGAACAUGGAGCAGUUCCUAGACGGAUUGAAGCAUUUGUGUGCGGCAAUUGCGAAUUGUUGUGAUGCUGAUUUGUAUAAGCAACUCAGAGGGCUGCAAGAUCCAGAGGCUCUUGCAAGAGAAACAGUUUUUAGUGUUAGCGAAAUAGAAGCACUUUACGAACUUUUUAAGAAGAUCAGUAGCGCGGUGAUAGACGAUGGUUUGAUCAACAAGGAAGAAUUUCAAUUGGCCUUAUUUAAAACGAAUAAGAAAGAGAGCUUAUUUGCGGACCGGGUAUUUGAUUUGUUUGACUCGAAACAUAAUGGUGUGCUUGGUUUUGAAGAGUUUGCACAUGCCUUGUCAGUCUUUCACCCCAAUGCACCUAUUGAUGAUAAGAUUGAAUUUUCAUUCCAAUUGUACGAUCUCAAACAGCAAGGCUUCAUUGAGAGGCAGGAGGAUUAAUUUGUGCAGGUUAAGCAAAUGGUAGUGGCCACACUUGCUGAAUCCGGUAUGAAUUUGUCGGAUGAUGUGAUUGAAAGCAUCAUUGACAAGACCUUUGAGGAGGCCGAUACCAAGCACGAUGGUAAGAUUGACAAGGAAGAAUGGAGAAGUCUUGUCUUGCGACAUCCUUCACUUUUGAAGAACAUGACUCUUCAAUAUCUCAAGGACAUCACAACAACGUUUCCAAGUUUUGUGUUUCACUCACAAGUCGAUGAUACAUGAUCUUCAAGUUGCAUUUUGAUGGAGAAGAGAAAAGUAGGAACCGCGAGAUUUUUCGUUCUGGUUUCUUCUUUGGCGCAGAGGUUCACUGAUAGAGAGAAGCAAAAUUUCAUUCGUAUUUUAAUGACCGGGGUCUUGUAUUGAAUGGGAAGCAUUUUAUGCUCUGAUGAACAAAUGAGAUGCAGUUCUUUCUUUCUUUGUUUUUGGGUUCAUUAUGUAAUGCUUUGUAAGGACAAAGGCAUAGAAAUUUAGAAAGCUUUGCAGUUGCGUGGGAUUUUUUUGUUACUAUGUGGAAUAGAUUGGAACAACACCAGAUUUUUUGGAGUGAUAGUAAAAACUGUUAUCAUGCUCAUUCAAGCAGAAGGGCUUCUAUAAAUUAAGACCAGAUGGUGAAUUAUGUGUUGACCAGGACGAUGAAAAUCCGGCCGAAAAUGUAUUUGAUUUGAUUUAUAUGAGUGCAACUCAGUCUAUUUAUCUGUGUAGCCAGUCAAAUCUGACUCGAAUGUUGAUUCGAGAUAGCUGAAUUUCUGCUCAUCCUAAUCCUGCUUCAACUUUGUAACACAGCAAAUGAGAGGGAGGGAGAAGAUGUAUCAAAAUGGAACAUGAUCUGAAACUUCUCUUUUAUUGAUUGUGUUUACACAAUAUAAAAGGCCU